This is a messenger RNA of Callorhinus ursinus (northern fur seal), 8118 nucleotides long. It is a transcript of the gene PAX5, whose product is annotated as paired box 5. Gene Ontology annotation, molecular function: RNA polymerase II cis-regulatory region sequence-specific DNA binding; DNA-binding transcription factor activity, RNA polymerase II-specific. NCBI's taxonomy places the organism in Eukaryota, Metazoa, Chordata, Mammalia, Carnivora, Otariidae. The record is from RefSeq and is a predicted model, not a curated record. Gene Ontology annotation, biological process: anatomical structure development; regulation of transcription by RNA polymerase II.
CCGGCCCGCCCCGUCUGGCCAGCUGAACAGGCCCCGCCGCACAGCGCGGACACCCUUUCCCUGCUCCGGCCGGCGGUGCGGGGCGGCACGCUGGGGGCGCGGCGUGUCUGGGGACAUCUUGUGAUGUUGGCAAGAACAGGACAUGAUCUCACAUGGCGAGAAGCUCUUUAGUUCCUUAAUCAUUUCACGGUGCCUUCGGACGCUUUUUUUCCACCUAAAACGUUUAGUUUCAGCUCAGUGAUCAGCUACCCCAGCUCGGCGGGGGAGCGGAAGGCUUGAAUUAUUCCGACCUGUGAGCGGCCCCUGGCACCAAAAAAAAAAAAAAAAAAAAAAAGAAAGAAAGAAAAGAAAAGAAAAGAAAGAGAGAAAAGAAAAGGAAAAAAAAGACGAGAAAAAAAGAAAAAAGAAGCACAAAAAAAGUGGAAACUUUUUUCCCCUGUCCACUUCAAGUUCUGAAAAAUCAAAAUGGAUUUAGAGAAAAAUUACCCAACUCCUCGGACCGGCAGGACAGGACAUGGAGGAGUGAAUCAGCUUGGGGGGGUUUUUGUGAAUGGACGGCCACUCCCGGAUGUAGUCCGCCAAAGGAUAGUGGAACUUGCUCAUCAAGGUGUCAGGCCGUGCGACAUCUCAAGGCAGCUUCGAGUCAGCCAUGGUUGUGUCAGCAAAAUUCUUGGCAGGUAUUAUGAGACGGGGAGCAUCAAGCCUGGAGUAAUUGGAGGAUCCAAACCAAAGGUCGCCACGCCCAAAGUGGUGGAAAAAAUCGCUGAGUAUAAACGCCAAAAUCCCACCAUGUUUGCCUGGGAGAUCAGGGACCGGCUGCUGGCGGAACGGGUGUGUGACAAUGACACGGUGCCCAGCGUCAGUUCCAUCAACAGGAUCAUCCGGACCAAAGUACAGCAGCCACCCAACCAGCCGGUCCCAGCUUCCAGUCACAGCAUAGUGUCCACGGGCUCCGUGACGCAGGUGUCGUCGGUGAGCACAGACUCGGCCGGCUCCUCGUACUCCAUCAGCGGCAUCCUGGGCAUCACAUCCCCCAGCGCCGACACCAACAAGCGCAAGAGAGAUGAAGGUAUUCAGGAAUCUCCAGUGCCCAACGGUCACUCGCUGCCGGGCAGAGAUUUCCUCCGGAAGCAGAUGCGGGGAGACCUGUUCACGCAGCAGCAGCUGGAGGUGUUGGACCGCGUGUUUGAGAGGCAGCACUACUCGGACAUCUUCACCACCACAGAGCCCAUCAAGCCCGAGCAGACCACUGAGUAUUCAGCGAUGGCCUCGCUGGCUGGAGGGCUGGAUGACAUGAAGGCCAACCUGACCAGUCCCACCCCUGCCGACAUCGGGAGCAGCGUGCCUGGGCCGCAGUCCUACCCCAUUGUGACAGGCCGUGACUUGGCGAGCACGACCCUCCCCGGGUACCCUCCGCACGUCCCCCCCGCCGGACAGGGCAGCUACUCAGCACCGACGCUGACAGGGAUGGUGCCUGGGAGUGAGUUUUCUGGGAGCCCCUACAGCCACCCUCAGUAUCCCUCGUACAACGACUCCUGGAGGUUCCCCAACCCGGGGCUGCUCGGCUCCCCAUACUAUUACAGCGCCGCGGCCCGAGGAGCCGCCCCACCUGCAGCCGCCACUGCCUACGACCGUCACUGACCCUCGGAGCCAGGCGGGCGCCAAGCACUUGCAACACGUAUCACUGAGGGCCAUGGCCUCUCAGCCCCUCCGAAGACAGCCAGAGGGGCCCAAUGAGACCAUCCCCCAGCAAUCCUCUCUCGCCUGAAACUCCCUCCCAACCUUUUCCUGCCAGGGAACUGGGGUUCUAUGGGUAAGGCUGUUGGACUUCUAGACACACACAUUUCUAAGUCAAUCAGUGUGCUUCUCCCAACAGCAACUGGGUGUCUGCAAAGCCACAGACUACUCUGCAGACAACUGUAGCCCCAGCCUAGCCUGCCGGUCCCCAGCUGUCUGACCAUCCACCUGUCUUCUUGCCCCCGGCCUGGGAAGGAGAGCUUGUUUUUGUCACUUCAACAACACCCGUGUAAAUACCUUCUUGCUUUUGGUGGGCGUGAGGGUCCAACUGAGCAGACUGCCCACCCAUUAUGCAUCCAGUAUUCCCAAUGUGUCACAGGACAUCUUAGACCUGUGUGCAGAGCAUCCCCUCUGUCUUGGCUGCCCCCCCCCCCACAGGUGGGCUUGCAGUUGUCCUUGAGACUAAGGAUGCCCACCUCAGGUCCCAGCCUCCUGCUCAUUGCUACUUCUUUAACAUCUGGACUAGGAGUCUCAUUGGGCUGGUUAUGCUUCAAGCUUGCCCCCUGAGACCCCUCCUCAGGAGAAACACACUGGAGAGAUGCCCUGGCUUCCUGACUCCAUUUUCCUGGGCCCAGUGCAGGGUGAGCAGCUCUUUUCCAUAUCAAAGGACUCAAAGCGAACAAAGGACUGUCUGGGAGAUUGCUCAGCUAUGAUUCUAAAGAUGCUGUCGAAGGUGCUGACUGCAUUGUGGACUUUGAAAUGCUGGGGCUGGACAGGACCCAGAAGACCAUAGUCCAAGGCAGGGACUCCCAAGCCCCUGGAACCACUGAACUGCACUGGGAUGUGUUUUCUGAGGCGUGCCCAGGCUCAUAUCACACUGGACACCCACCAUGGACAUUUCUCCCACCCUCCAGGAUGCCAGAAAGUGGAUUCUGGGCAAGCCUGUUCCUGCCAUGUAGACAAUAAUUAACAAAAAGGACAUUCUUGCACUGAGGACCACAAACACCUAGAGCAGUCAGCCAGAACUUUCUGAUCAGCCCCUCCCUAUCCUCGUGGAGCCUAGUAUGCAGCUGGAAAUAAGAGGUGCUGGGAUGGGAGCAGAUGCCUAACUUUGCACAGUGGGUAUAUACCUAUUGAUGCAAGGGGUUGUAAUGGCCAGGGCCAUGGCCAAGGGCCCCAGGAGCCUGGAGGGGAGCUUGGAGAACUCACUGGAGGCUGGAGUGGUCAGAAAAAACCACCUGGGAGGAUACGGGGGACAGAGGAAGGUCUUCUGGGAGAGGAACAAGAUAAGCAGUGAGGAGCUGGUGUGUGAACUGGGAGUGGUUUUGAAAUAGGGGUGCCAGGGGCCACCAUCUCUUUGCCUGGGGCCUCAGUUCCUUCAGUAGUCUCUCUUUUGCCCACUCAGAACAGCAAGGUGGAGGCCCUGUCCCAACCUGGACUGAAUUACACUGAUGACCAUGGACUUUGCCAUUUCAUGUGACAGACAUCCCCGAUGUUUCAUGUCACCAAGUUGGCAAAGAGCUAGAGCAGAGCAGAGCCUGGACUUGAGGUUAUUGGGCCUGAGAGGUCUUGUCCUGGCCACACUGCUUCCUUGCCAUGGGACCUCAGACAAGACCUUCAUGUCUCUGAGCCUCGGCUGUCUUGGUAUAGCAGGGUCACCUGCAAGGUCAUCCUCCAGCUCUCUCCUUGCCUUCCUUUUUCCCAGGAUGGGGAACAGACUCGUAACUGGGUCAUCUGGGGGCAGGUCUUCUACUUCUGAGCAAGCCUAUGGGAUGGGUAUCUAUUUGGACCAAAUGGGAAAUAAGAACACCCAGAGGGAUGGAAAUAAGCCUUGAGGACAAUCUAGUCCAGCUCGCCUCAGGGGAAACUGAGGCCCAGUUUGGGGAAGCCUGGGACAAUACAGGGAAAUAGAACAGACCUCCUCUGGCCACCACCAAGUGUUUUCUCCCCAACAUCCUACAAGGUGGUGGGAGAGAAGAGGAAAUGGGCUCAACACGGUGGAGUCCCCAGGCAUUGACUGGCAGAGGCGGGCUGGGAUUCAGCCUCCCAACCCCUGGCACAAGGUGAUCCUUCCAUCCCCGGGGGGGGGAAGUUGACAGCGAGGGCAGUGAGAGAUCGUUCUGGGCCCACUGCCACAGAUGGAGUGUCCCGGGCUGUUAGAACUGACAAGGAAGCCCACCCAUCCAAGGCAGAAGUGGGGCCAGGGAGCUCACUGCAGGCACACCCACCACCUUGGAACUUGCUGGGCAAAGAAGGGAGGCAGCUGGGGGCAGAGCCCACCUCCAGGAAUAGGAUGAACCAGCUCCAGCCUCCACCUGCCAGGCAAGGUAGGAGAAGGUACGGGAGCUGGCCUCUCCCUCCCUCCUUCCCUCCCUCCUUCCCUGCUGCAGGAAGUGGUGGGCUCAGAGGUUUGCAGAUGAGGCCUUUGGCCUCUUACACCCACACCUUUGGUCCUUGUCCCUCCUCGUGGUCUCAGGCUAUUGGGAAGUCAGCUUUCCCUGAACCAACUGCCUAAAGCACACACUGUCCUUCCUCAUCAAAGCCCAGCUGGCCCCAUUCUGUUCCUUCUCUUGCUGUGAUGAGCUCCCUCCAUGCCUUUCCUCUCUCCCCUGAGGCUCUGCUGGUGUUCAGAUUGCAUCUGUAUUUAUUAGACAACCCCUUGAUUCCUGGGCUGCCAGGCAGAAGCACAAGAGCACACGGAUGUACACAUAUGUUCUCACACAAGUACCUGCUCUCCCCAGCUCAGAGUCUGCGCACUGCUGGUGGAACUGCCUGUGAGCCUGGAGAGAGAGGUUCCAAAGGACACAAGCCGCUGAGUGAAUGCCAGAGAAUUCUGAACGGACAACACAAGGCCAGGGCUUUCACCAGCAUUGUGGCUGGAGGCCUAGGGUACUCCUCCACAGGCCUUCAGCCCUAUGUUCUGGCUCUGACUUUUGGAAAGGACCUUGUGGAUUUUAUGAAAAAGUUUCAUACCAUUAGUCUAGUUCCAGCCCUGAAAAAUCUGAUGACAUAUCAAAUCCAAACUCCCUUUCUCAAGGCGCCUUAGUUAGGGUUAGCCCUUUUAUAACUCACAUUUGUAUGGUGCUUUGCAAUCCUUGACCAUUCCCUGGGGCAAAGAUCACAAUGCCCAUUUUACAGAUGGGAAUACUGAGAUUUGGGGCUUGCAUGGCAAGACAGAGGUGAGCUGAAUUCUCAGAUCUCUGGGCCCCAUUCUCUCUCCACAGAAUUGUGCUCUUGUCAUGGGAGCAUAUGGCUUAGACAUACCCUUCAGUCCCCUAGAAACCCCCUAGACCCACGAGGAAACAAAGAACAGGGACCCAGAGGCUGGCCUGACCAAAUGGCCUGAGGCUUGGUGGCUUUGCUGGUCUGCCUUGAUUCCCAUUAACACCAAACCUGCAAAGUCUUUGCUCAGAUUCAUUCACAUCAGUGCUUCUGAGGUUUCAUUCAUGCUUCUUCCCUGCUGGGUCCUGAGACUCGGAGGGGAUCGGCACACAUCCAAGACUACACCAUCAGCCUUGGCGGGGCCUGGAUGUGAGCCUGCCUCUGACUCCGAGGGUCUAAGGUCCUGGGGUUUAUGAGAUGUCUCCUCACUGUGGCUCAGACUCCAGACCUGUCUGUGGCAACAUGUAGGCAUCCCCCAGCCAGGGUCCUGUUGGCGGCCACAGGCCUGGGAAACACAGAUCACAAUCUCCAGGGCCCUGAACUGCUGCUUCCUGGGGCCAGGCAGGUGAUCUUGCCACUCAGGCAGGGUGUGAGGUGGCAUGGGGGUGUGGGACCCCAGACAACCAGAGGGCUGGCCCCAUCCAGUGGCACUGAAAUGUGAAAGCUUUUUAAAUGCCCUUCCAGCCAAAAGAAUAUGUUUGUGGGCCACAUUUGACCCACUGGCUCCUAGCUCAUGACCCCCAAUUUUUGGCCAGUGCUCCCUUUCUUCACCUCCUUACCCUUCAUUGAAGAUGGGAACCCAGAGAGAUGGGAGAUAAGCUUUGACUUGUUAGGCCAGUCACUGGGUAAGGCAUCCCCAGUCCUUACCCCUUCCCUCCUCACCCUGGGCUCUUGGACCAUUUGGGCUUUGACGGUGGGUGGGAUAGAACAGUUGGGGGUGGUGGGGGUAGAGGGACUGCUGGCUCUGAGAGUCCAGUGCCACUGGGGUUUUUCCAUGUGUGCGGGGGAAGUGCCCCAGAUGUGGCCACGGGGCACUGAGGGGUGAAAUCCCUUUAUGAGAAGUCAGAGCCCAGAGCAACUGCCCUGCCUUUGGCAGCCUCUGGCACCAGCUUCCCCCCUCCCCUUUCUGGAUGACAUUUCAGCUAGACUUUAGCUCCAAGCCAUGGGGAGCAAAUAUUAAAAACAAACCAAGCACUCCUGACAAAUACCUAGAAACAAGAUAUGUCUGAGACACAGCUGCCCUGAGGGUAGAGGAAAAUCCAAGUCCCUGCAUAGGCCAGGCCCAGGCUGGAGUGGGUGCACCCCCACAGCACUCUGGGCUAGACCAGUUACUGGGUGACCCCGCUGCUAAAGAAGCUGGCUUUGCGGCCAUGGCCCUGUCACCCACCUAGGAGCCUGCCUCUGAUGGCUUCCAGGCAAGCACAUCGAUGCUCCUGGAGAAUUCAUUCCUUUAGUUCUUCUGGCCUCAGAGAGGUCCAAGGCAAGUGCAUUUCUUAAAAGGUAACAAAAACAUUAUCAGAAAGUUGGACAGUCAGGCCAUGACUCCUAGCCUGCAGUCUGCCCCACCUCCCAGCAGCCCCUUCAGGCCCUUGUCCCCUGAUGACCCCUUACCUCAGGAUUCCCUCUUGCAUAUUCAUGGCGGAGUCACGGAGCCGCAGUGUUGAUCCGCACUUCCCCACUGUCAGCUCGCGGCUGCGCUCCGGAGUGGCGGCCAGGUCCCGAGGGGCUGCCGCAGAGGACUGGAAGCAAGUCCCUGGCCUGCCUGCUCUCUUGAGGAAGGGUCUGCAGCUUCUCAGACAUGGGCUGCUUACCAGGAGCAGCCAGGCACCAGACUCUCUUUCCUUUGCUGUGAUUUCUCGACACGGGGAUCCCGUUCCUGGACCACCCCCCAUCCCAGGAUCAAAGGAGACCUCAGGAUCAUGUCCCUGCCAGUCCAGAGUUUGAGUCCAUGUGUUCCCAGGGGUCCCCUUUAGCCCAUGUCUGAGUUGGGGGUAAAUGUAACCACCAUGCAGUAAGUCUAGAUAUUCUCCUUCCCACAUCUUAGACCCCUAAGCGGCAGAAGGAGAAAAUGCAGCUAUUUAUUGAGGAAACCGUAAUGAAUUCUAAAAGGGAGUUGGUCUCAGGUAGUGUAUUUGGCCUGUGGGCAGGACAAGGGGGGCAGGAAUCCCACCUUUCAGCUUUAGACAGCGCUGAGCACGGCUGGGGAAGGAAGCAUGUGAACCAGCAGGGGGUGGGGCAGAUCGGGAGUCAGGGGCCCCCUUGCCCGACUCUAAGGCCUGGCUGGAGGAGGUCAAGCUGCGCCUCACCCACCCCAACCACAGGCCCACCCAAUCCUGCAACUAUGGCCACUGGGCCACCCUCAUCCCUAAAAUCACCACGCAUAAGGCCACGUCCCUCAUCUUCCCUAAAAGCACCAUUAAGAACAAGUGAUUUGGGAUGAUGGAUUUUUGAUUUACAAUCGGUGCAUUUCCCUUGGAGUGGAACAGAAAGGAAACGACUUAAUGGCUCCCUUAUUUUCAAGCAUGAAUACAUUUUAAUGAAACCAUUUUAUUGUAUUUGAGGAAAUGGAGAGUUGAACAUUCCAACCAAUCAAUAGCCAAUUAAUUGCUAUAAAGCUAAAAAUAAAUAAGUCCUGAGUCUUUUGGAAAUGCCCCACAAAACUCAGAGCCUCUGAAUCAGGCCUUCCCCUCCAUAUGUGUGCAUGUGAGUGUGUACAUGCACACACAUGCACACCCCUGCAUCUCAGACGUACUUGAAACUCAGACAUAGUGCUGAGUCUCCUCAUGCCGAUUCUUGCCUGCUCUCCUCACCUUUGGUCAGAGAUGGUGAGCAGACCUGGCAGCAGCCCAUCCUGGGGCUCAGGAAGAGGCAGGCCCAUCCCUUGGCCCCACGCCACCAGCUCAGUGUGGGAUAGAGUGGGCAGUGGGGGCCCCCUGGUUGCCCCCCACUGCUGGGCUUCCAAGUCUGGGCCGAGGGUGGAAAUCUGAUUUGGGUUUUGCCCUGACUCUUGCUGGCAGAUGCUGCCCUGGUUCUUCACCCUCUAGUGGCCUUUGGACAUUGAGUAUUUAUAGAAAUAAAUGCAGAUUACAUUGCAAGUGGAACUCUUUAGCUUCUCAUUCUUUGAGACAGUUGACUUUGUCUUAGGGAAUGACCUUCCAGCAUCAAAGAAAUACAUAUCUACUGUAUCCACCAAAGUUUGUGAUGCCUGCAUAAACACUU